Messenger RNA from Ceratitis capitata (Mediterranean fruit fly), 3453 nucleotides. Its product is annotated as glutathione hydrolase 1 proenzyme. The transcript has 9 exons. The coding region runs from base 421 to 2826 and encodes 801 amino acids. Lineage: Eukaryota; Metazoa; Arthropoda; Insecta; Diptera; Tephritidae. The record is from RefSeq and is a predicted model, not a curated record. Gene Ontology annotation, molecular function: glutathione gamma-glutamate hydrolase. Gene Ontology annotation, cellular component: plasma membrane. Gene Ontology annotation, biological process: glutathione catabolic process.
AUUAAUAGAAAUGUUUGAAGAACACAUAUAAGUAAUGCGAACUCAACGAAAAUCGUCAAAAAGUUGAUAUUUAUGUGACAAUGCGCGUUUGAAAGCUUUGAAAAUAUUUGUACAUGUUACACACAUAGAAACGCAUAUGUUCAUAAAUGUGCGGUAUCCGUGAUGCUAAAUAAUAAAAAUAAAACAAAUCUCUUAUAUGCAUAUAAACAAGUGAAAUGCUUUGUGGAAAUCUCUUAAACAUAUUUUCCAGUGAAUAAGCAAACUUUAAGUGAAACUUUUGUAGAAUAGUGUAAAAUUGGAAAAUUGGAUACAAAUCUUUUGCGGAAAACAGUGUACAAAAAUUAUACAGAUUUUCCAGGUAACGGAAAUUGUUAUUAUCUUUGCGACAGUUAAACAAAAAGGAAAUUGCAAAUCCUCAAAAUGCAUUCCACGACAUGUAGCGCGCUGGCGUUAAACUCCACAUCAAAUGCAUCUGCAUCCAACACAACUGAUGGCUUAAAAAUGGUACACUCCAAUGAAGAUGCACUUAACAAAAUUCCACUGAAAACUGCAAAUAGUUUGGAGGAUGAAGAGAAAGCUGGUGGAGAAUUCAUCAGUGAUACGGCUGCGGCAGAAGAGGCAAGACGCGAGCAAAUGCGCGCGAACAUACUCAAAUGGAUGAAAAAGCUGACAAUCGUACUCAUCUGCUUUAUUGGUGUAGCACUCAUUACCUACGUUAUUAUCAGUUUGUGCUUUAGCGAUUGGUCUAAGACGUCAAAUGCACAAAGCAACAACACAACUAUCAACAAUGAAACAUCCUUCACUCUUCCUUCCACCUAUAAUUCUUCUCUCUCAAUAGAUGAAGCCAGUAGUAGUAGUAGUAGUAGUGGUAGUAGCAGCGAAAAUGGCGCGCUAAGGCUGACGAACUCAACAAGUGAUAGUGAUGGCAGCACAAUAGCAACUACCGCCAAUACAGCGACUGCUAGCAUCACGACAGCUGGUUUUGGUGAGUCAGCUACACAGCCAACUAACGCCUACACCGUUACUACUACCGGCGUGCCCCCAACGGCGUCGGAGCAUGAAGCAAUCGUUAAUGUGCAAACAACAGCCAGCACUAUUACUGCUACAGCAACAACAACAGCAAUUAGCCAAACGCUGCCGACAAGAAAAGCAUUGGUGCUGAAGGACACGCCGCCAUUGAUAAAGGAUAAAUUCGAAUCGAAAUUGGGUGUUUACAAAGAGGCCGCAGUUUGCUCGGACCGCGAAGUUUGCAGCGAAAUUGGCAGCCACAUGCUAGAUCUGAAGGGAAGUGCUGUUGAUGCCGCCAUAGCCACAUUACUAUGUAAUGGAAUACUCACCAUGCAUAGCAUGGGUAUUGGUGGAGGCAUGCUUAUGAACAUAUUUUUGAAGGACACCCAACACGCUUACUCCAUCGAUGCACGAGAGGUCGCACCAUUUGCCGCAUUCCAAGAGAUGUUCGAUGGAAAACUGGAACUAUCAUUGAAUGGUGGGCUAUCGAUAGCUGUGCCGGGUGAACUGAUGGGUUAUCAUCGCGCUCACGAACGUUUUGGCAAAUUGCCGUGGAAGACACUUGUUGAACCAUCGGUUGAAUUGUGUCAUGAAGGUUUCUACUUGACACAUCAUCAGUGGAAUGCCUUGAAUUAUCGUUGGCAUCACAUGAAGAAUAACACUGUGUUGACUGACGUUUUCGUGAAUGCCACCACAGGGCAAUUGUAUCCAGUGGGCACUAAAAUAAAACCUCAAAAAGUGCUUUGUGAAACUUAUGAGCUUCUGGCGGAAAAUGGACCACUUGACUUUUACAAUGGCACAUUGGCGCAUAGGGUUGUCGAAGAUCUCAAGGACCUCGGUAGUACCGUGACUGCAUACGAUUUAGAAUCUUACUCCGCCGAUAUGGUAAGCUCAAUAACAAUGCAGUUGGGCGAUGAUAUACUCUAUGCUGUGCCACCUAUUAGCAGCGGCACUGUUGUAGCCAAUGUACUGAGCAUUUUAGAAGGUUUUAAUUUUACCAAAACCGAUUUGAUCGGUGCUAAAAAUGAAGCGAAGACCCUGCAUCGUAUCGCAGAGGCGCUAAAGUUCGCUUUCGCAAAACGAUGGGAAUUAGGAGACUUGCGUUUUAACGAUGUGCGUGAGCUUGUCAGCCGCCUUACCAAUCCCGAGUACAGCGCGAGUAUACGCGACAAGAUCAACGAUAAAAAAGUAUACAAAGAGAUAUUCGAUUAUGGCGCACAGUUUAUGGGAGAAGACGAUGCAGGCACUUCUCAUACUGUCGUGUUGGCACCAAACGGUGAUGCUGUCUCAGUGACCAGCUCCGUUAACGAAUAUUUUGGCGCAAGUCAGGCUGGUAAACGCACCGGUAUCGUGUUCAAUAGCGGCAUGAAUGACUUCUCUGUCGAGGGUACCACCAAUAAUUUCGGUCUACCAGCGGCACCAAGCAAUUUUAUAGAUGCACGCAAACGACCCAUGUCCUCGAUGUCACCAAUGAUUUUGGCCGAUCGUAAGGGUAACGUGCGACUAGCGAUCGGUUCUGCAGGUGGUUCAAAAAUAAUUUCAGCUAUUGUCGAGGUGACGGCGCGAUUUCUGUGGUUUGAUCAGGACAUUAAAUCGGCCAUUGACGCACCGCGUAUACAUCAUCAACUCGUACCCAAUGUGUUGCAAUACGAAUUUGGUCAAUUUGAUGAAGAGGUUCUCAGUUUGUUAAAAGAGAAAGGACAUGAAUUGAAGCCCUACAAAGAUAUUGGAUCUGUGGUGUGUGCGAUUGCACGAAACGACACAGCGAUAUAUGCGAAUGCGGACUUUAGAAAACGAGGAGGCAUAGCUGGUUUUUAAUUACACAACCGUUAAUUCUCAAUCACUCUGUAGUAUACGUGUGCGCUAAGUCCAUAAUAUUUUAAAUUACAAUUUACGAGAUUAUUUAUUACAACAGAGGAAGGCAAGAAAGGUGGAAGAAUUUAAUGCUUUUGCUAAUUAAACAUAAAAACAAUGAAAUAUAUUUGUAUAUACGAUUUAAUCCAGUGUAAAUGAUUCACGAACUGCAAAAUUUAUUACCAACGAAGGUACAUACUUCAGUAUUUCCAUACUCCUUUAUGGAUCAAUGCAGAAAUUCUCGGUAGAAAAAAUAAGCAAACUAACUCAGAUAAAUCCCAAACGGCAUUUGCAUAUUUUAGAUCAAAUGUAAAUUGUAGUAUUCAAUUUGUAUGUGUAGUUUGUAUUUUUAUAAGUAUUAUUCUUAGACUUAACUCAUAUCAUGUGCAUACAUACCAUAAUACAUACCAAUAUAUCGCAUCAAAUAUGCAAUUUAUAUGCGCUAUUGAAGAUUCAAUCAAAAGUGAACAGUUUCAAUCCAAAAAUGAGUAUUUAUUUAGAUGCUGAAUAAGUAUUGCUGUAAACCACCUGAUCUUAUGCGUUUAUUUUUUCAAAAAUUUAAUAAAGUAAAAAUAUCGAAAAGCUUUAGCA